AAUAGCGUAUUUUUUAAACCCUAAACCCUGGAAAGAAAUGUAUUUUUUAAAACCUAAACCCUAGUAAGAAAGUGAAAACCGUUUAGAGAAUAAAGGAAAAAAGAACUCACAUCCAAUCUUCGAAUGGCGAAUAACAGAUCAACUUCCAUGAAAUUCGAAUCUGGAUUAUCUCUUAUAUCCGACAAAGCCACCCUCAAUCAAAAUCAGUUCUUUGUGUGGAGAGAGUUCUUAUGGGGAGCAAUAGCUGGAGCUUUCGGAGAGGAUAUGAUGCAUCCCAUUGAUACCAUAAAGACAAGAAUUCAAAGUCAAGCUCUUCUUACUGGAAGUCGGCAGAGUCAAAAGAGUAUAGUGCAGAUGGUUAGAACUGUUUGGGUUGCAGAUGGCAUAAGAGGUUUCUAUAGGGGUAUAGCUCCUGGAAUUACUGGAUCUCUUGCAACUGGAGCAACAUACUUUGGUUUAAUAGAGUCCUCUAAAAAAUGGAUUGAAAAAUCACAUCCUAAUCUUGGGAGUCACUGGACUCAUUUUAUAGCUGGUGCUGUUGGUGAUACACUUGGUUCUUUUGUAUAUGUUCCAUGUGAAGUGAUGAAGCAACGCAUGCAGAUUCAAGGCUCUAGAACAUCUUGGAAUUCUGCUAUCAUGAAAGACAAAAUGCAAAUGAAAUCUGGCGCACAAAUGUAUGGUUAUUACACAGGAAUGUUCCAAGCUGCCCGUUCAAUAUGGAAAGAGCAAGGGCUAAAAGGAUUAUAUGCCGGAUACUGGUCCACAAUUGCAAGGGAUGUGCCAUUUGCUGGUCUUAUGGUUAUGUUCUAUGAAGGCCUGAAAGAUGAGACAGAGAAAGUGAGGCGAAAGUGGGCUCCUAAUUUCCAUAUUGAUAGUACCAUGGAGGGACUUGUAUUAGGAGGAUUGGCUGGUGGGUUUAGUGCAUACCUUACAACUCCUUUGGAUGUAAUCAAAACAAGAUUACAAGUUCAGGGAUCAUCCACAAGCUACAAUGGCUGGCUGGAUGCGAUGAGUAAAAUCUGGAAGACUGAAGGUGUGAAGGGAAUGUUCAGAGGAAGCAUCCCGCGUAUCACAUGGUACAUUCCAGCCUCUGCUCUUACAUUCAUGGCUGUUGAAUUCCUAAGAGAUCAAUUCAAUGAAAAACUGGACAAUUACAAUGUGCAUGAAGUUGCAAACUUAUCGAUAGAGAAACCUAAAUCUUCUUUGAAGAGGUAGCUUGAUGAAUUUCAUUUUUUAGCUCAAUGCUCGGGUUGUGAAGAUGGGACACUUACCACACAAGAAGCCUACAGUAUGUUAAACAUUGUCAAUUAUAAUUUUUUUUUUUAAUGAAGCCAACAGAGAACUCAAACACACAUUCAAAAGAAGAUCUUGCUU
Messenger RNA from Durio zibethinus, 1374 nucleotides. The record is from RefSeq and is a predicted model, not a curated record. NCBI's taxonomy places the organism in Eukaryota, Viridiplantae, Streptophyta, Magnoliopsida, Malvales, Malvaceae.